This is a messenger RNA of Syngnathus typhle (broad-nosed pipefish), 1258 nucleotides long. RefSeq names its product zinc finger protein 239-like. Bases 112 to 1215 code for a protein of 367 amino acids. Gene Ontology annotation, molecular function: RNA polymerase II cis-regulatory region sequence-specific DNA binding; DNA-binding transcription factor activity. NCBI's taxonomy places the organism in Eukaryota, Metazoa, Chordata, Actinopteri, Syngnathiformes, Syngnathidae. The transcript has 2 exons. Gene Ontology annotation, biological process: regulation of transcription by RNA polymerase II. The record is from RefSeq and is a predicted model, not a curated record.
UUAGUUUAGCCUAGCCUAGCUAGGGGCUAACAAAGAAGAUGCGUCGGCUGCCAACUGCCUGCAAAGCAAAGAUCAAGUGUGAGCAUCAAGUGCUGCGCUAAUCGUGUGAAAAUGUCUGCACGCGCGACAGGAAAGCCUGGAGAGAUCAAUGAAAGCCAUCUCGGUCCCGAGCGGCAGGCGCCAGAGCAACUUGACUUUCAAGACGUGGAGCAGCUGCAGCUUCCCCACAUCAAGGAGGAGGAGGAAGAGCAGGACGAUGAUAUUAUCGAGUUGCUAUUGACGGGAGUCCCAUUCAAAAGUGAGGACGAACAUCAAUUUGAGGAGAACGAAGGGGCGGAGCCUCUAAGCACCAGGAAGUCAAGUCAACGCAUGACGAGAGAAGGCGAUGGCGACCACUGUGAAGAACUGCAAGCCGACAGCCUGUUAGCUCCAAUGUCAGAUAGCGACGACUCUCCUAACACUGAUGACGAUGAGCAAGACAUGACAUGUCAUGCCGACAACAAACGCUGGAAAUGUUCUCAGUGUGGCAAAUCAUUUGCGUACAAGUCCCUUUUGAAAACCCACAUGAUAUCCCACACCGGAGAGAAACCUUUUGUCUGCUCAGAUUGCGGUAAAAGAUUCUCUCAUAAAGGACACUUGAGAACUCAUGCUAAAACACACUCUGGUGAGAAACCUUUUGCUUGUUCAGUUUGCGGUCAAACGUUUUCUCAGAACGGAAACCUAAGGACGCACAUAAGAAAACACACGGGAGAGAAGCCUUUUGGCUGCUCACUUUGCGGCCAAAGCUUCUCGACACAGGUGAGCUUAAAAACGCACACAAGAACACACACUGGUGAGAAACCGUUUGCUUGCUUACUCUGCGAUCAAAGAUUCUCUGAACGGGCCAACUUGAGAUCGCACACGAGGACGCACACGGGAGAGAAACCUUUUGCCUGCGCAGUAUGCGGUCAGGGAUUCUCUCAGAAGGGAAGUCUGACCAUACACACGAGAAUCCAUACUGGCGAGAAACCUUUUGCCUGCUCGAUUUGCGAUCAAAGAUUCUCCGAAAAGGGAACCUUGAUCAAACACACGAGAACACAUAGCGGAGAGAAACCUUUUGCGUGCUCACUUUGUGGUCAGCGUUUCUCUCAGAAGGGAAACUUAAAAGUCCACGCGAGAACCCACACUGGUGAAAGAUUUUCCAAGAAUAAACGGAAAGGGUGUGCCGACGAGUGAACAAUGGAGCCUGCGAUGAAAAUAAAGAAUGGCAGCAACAUGA